UUUGGGUUAGUUAAUUGCGGUCGUGUAUGUGAAGUCCACUUUACCAACUUGUGGAAACUGUACACCAACAAAAAGGAAGCAGUAAUGUAUAGGGCCACAUAUCUUCCCAUGGGGAAAGAAAGCCUCUUGUAUUUUCUCUGGCUUUUCUUAUUGCUCUUGCAGAAUCUCAGUCUCAGUAUGACUGCACCUUUGAAACUGGCUAUUGCUCAUGGAUACAGGAUACCUCUGAUCAAUUCAACUGGAUUCGCACUCAAGGAACAACUAGAAAUCAAACUACAAGACCCACUGUAGAUCAUACUUUAGGCAACAAAAGUGGUUGGUACAUUCUUAUAGAAACAGCAGUUGUUCAAGGAACUAACAGUGCAGCACGCCUGAUAUCUCCACAGAUUCCAGCCAGCUCUCCAUACUGUCUGCAGUUCUGGUAUUACAUGUAUGGUGCUCAUGUUGAUGCACUCACGAUUUAUGUUCAUAGAGGAGGAAAUCCUGAUAUACCCCUGUGGACCAAAAGCCAGACUCAAGGCAGCCAGUGGAAGUAUGGGCAGGUGCAGCUUUCUUCUUUUUCCUACCCUGUCAACAUAGUGUUUGAGGCAGUCCGUGGGCCCUUCUUUAAGGGUGACAUUGGAAUAGAUGACAUCAGAGCUGUGGCAGGAAGCUGUCCUACCACAAGUGGCUUGGCAUGUGACUUCGAGGUAGGUUUGUGUGGAUGGGAUCAGAAGACGAAAGAUGAUUUUGACUGGACCCUACAUUCUGGUCAAACAGCUACUGUGAAUACUGGACCUUCUAAUGACCAUACUCUGGGUACCUCAUCAGGUCACUAUCUGUACAUAGAGACCAGCUCUCCCCAUUAUCUUGGACAAAAGGCUCACCUUGUCAGUUCCUUGGUAACCCAGACUACCCCACAGUGCAUGUUAUUCUUCUAUAGCCUCAAUGGGGACAAUGUUGGUGCCUUGAAUAUCUACAUAAUAUCUGGUGCUGAAUUAACAAGCAGUGAUAUUCCAGUAUGGUCAAAAAGACACAACUUGGGUGAAAUCUGGUUCCCAGGUCAAACAACCAUUCAGGGUUCUUCUUCCUACAGGGUUGUAUUUGAGGGAGUAGUUGGUGCAGGCAGUCUGGGCGACAUAGCUAUUGAUGACAUCAUUGUAAGGAAUGGUAGCUGCCACCAUCAAGCUAAUAACAACUUUGAGCAUGGCUUGGGACUAUGGACUAAUCCAGGUGUAGGGGAUAACUUUGACUGGAUGUUAGGACAGGCGUCAAUGGGUGCAACUUUUUCUGGACCAAGAAUUGACCACACACUGGGUACUUCAGAAGGACACUAUCUUUUCAUUGAAUCUUCCAAACCCAUACAAGCUGAAGACACUGUCUGGCUUCAGAGCCCUGUCAUGGAACCAAACGUGGCCCUGUGCAUGUCGUUUUGGUUUAUUAAAAAUAUUGAUGAUACAGAUGUCAUUAAUGUGCUGAUGCGACCUGCAACACCAGCUAACAAAUCUUCAAUCACAGUCUGGUCGCUCAAAGAUAGUGUGCCUACAGGUUGGAUGCAUGGUCGAAUAGAUCUUUACAACAGAGCUCCAUUUUAUAUCAUAAUUGAAGUUAUAAGAGGUGAAGAUGAUCAUGGUGUCACUGCACUUGAUGAUAUCUCAUUCACAGAAUCUGAGUGUAUGGCUGAUCCUUUUUAUGCUGGGGAUGCAUUCAGUCUACCCUCUAUUCCACAGCUGGCCACUACCACUCCAGUGCCAUCUCCAUGCGAUUGUGACUUUGAAGAAGAUUUUUGUGAGUGGGUUCAGGACACUUCAGAUGAUUUUGAUUGGACUAAGAGUACAGGAGCCACCUCAUUUCAAAAUACAGCACCAGCAUUUGACCACACAUUGGGAAAUGGCACAGGUUAUUACCUUUACAUUGAGACAUCACUACCACGUCGUGCUAAUGAUACAGCUCGCUUGUUGUCACCUAAGUUGAAUGUCAGUCCAAUGAAGCUUGUCUACGAUUCUGGUAUUUAAUGUAUGGUCCAUCUGUCAACAGUCUGAAUGUCUAUGUACAAUCUAACACUAAUAUCACAAAAGUGUGGACACGGACUGGCACACAAAGAAAUCAGUGGACAUUUGGUGAAG
This is a messenger RNA of Pomacea canaliculata, 2105 nucleotides long. RefSeq names its product MAM and LDL-receptor class A domain-containing protein 1-like. The coding region runs from base 429 to 1994 and encodes 521 amino acids. Lineage: Eukaryota; Metazoa; Mollusca; Gastropoda; Architaenioglossa; Ampullariidae. Gene Ontology annotation, cellular component: membrane. The transcript is spliced from 13 exons. The record is from RefSeq and is a predicted model, not a curated record.